AGCAGAAUCAGAACCAGAACCAGCACAAAUGGAGGAAGCAGAGAAGAUAGAGGGCAAACAAGAUAAACAGACUUCUGUCAUAGAUACAAACACAUGUCGUUGUAAUAUUAGUCUAUUGAUUUUUUACUCUGUUUACCUACAUUUUAAUUAACUCAGAAACACUUACUUAUUAUUUAUUAUUAUUAACUAGUUAUUUCUAAACAAGCACCUUUAGUUUGAAGGGAACAACAGGAAGGGGCUGCUGACGUCAGCCCGGUGGGCGUGUCAGGCAGUGUGGAUGGGGCGUGGCCGUGUGGGGUCCGCCGGCAUAGAAGGGGCGUGGCUGUGGCAGCCAGACUGCGUGGAGGGGGCGUGGCUGUGGGUCAGUGUGUGGAUGGAGCUCCAGGGGGAGCGGCAGCAGGACGGAGCUCAGUCCGAUUCUCUGCUUCGUUCUCACGGAUCUUUUCACCGCUGCUGCCCCAGAGCCUGCGAGGACCGACCGGACCCGGGUCGACGCUUUAUCGCCCGAGGACCCUGAAAACACCGGUUGAUACUGGACCUGAGCGGGACCCGCGGUCGGGCCCGGUUCUGUUGCAGUUGCUUCGGACCCUGAUGCCGCAGAGACCGUGAGGCCGAGAGGAGAUGCCGCUGCCCGGCCGCUGCAGCCGGGAGAAGGCGGCGGCUGUGGACGCGGAUGCGGCGGAGCGACUCUGCUCGGUCCGGGAGCGGCUGGAGGCCACCGUGUCCGGGCUGGAGGAGCUGGAGCUCCUGCGGCAUCGGCAGGAGCAGCGGGUCAGGGCCACUUUAAACCCGGGCCGGAAGGAGGCUAAGCGGAGCUCCGAGGAGAAGCUGCUGGAGGAGAACAUCCUGGUGCUCAGGAAACAGCUGAACUGUCUGAGGAGGAGGGACGUUGGUCUCAUCAGUCAGCUCCAGGAGUUGGACCGACAGAUCAGCGACCUGCAGCUGGACACGGCACAUGAUGAGUCACAUGAUGAGUCACAUGACCAGCUGGAGACAGACAGUCGACCGAGUUCAGGUUUCUUCGAGCUCAGCGACGGUGCGUCUGGAUCGCUGUCCAACUCCUCCAACUCCGUCUUCAGUGAGUGUUUCUGUUGGACGGUGGAUGCUGGAGGAUGCCUCCCAUCCACAGAUGAGCUGGCGAGCUGUUUGGAAUGUGAAGGACUGGUUGGAAAACUUUGUGAUGACUCUGCCACAGUCCACUGCUCACUCUCAGCUCCUCACCCCACUGUGGAUGUCGCCUCUUCCAUGGUUUCCACUAACACUCAGUCUAAAUACCACUGCGACCUGGUGUCCCAGAACAGUGGUGAAAUUUACUGCUACCCAAGCCCGAUGCAUGCGGUGACUGUCCAGAGUCCUGCUUUUCUGCAGAUGUUGGGUCAUGGAGGUCACAGCAGAGAUGAGACUGAAGUUUACAAACCAGAAACCUCUCCACUUCUGGCUUCUGUUUCAGUCACAUGUGUACCCCAGAGCUCCUCUUGGCCAAUUUCCUCCUCCCCCGCUGCCUCCCAAACUCCUUCCCAUAAACGACUGGACAACUACAUCUACAGUCUGCUGCAGCGGAAGGCCCAGUCUAUCAGGGUCAGCAGACCCAGGACCAGCAUCAGCACAGAGCCCUCAAAGAGCAUCCUGAGGCAGGCCAGUCUCUGUGGGAGGCAGCCGUCUGGUCCCACUUCUAGUUCAGGGACUCUGUGGGGCUCUGACCUCAAAUCCUCAUCACCAGUAGAAGGUGUUGCAACCUCGUCUUCUCAGAGGCAGUGGUCUGUGGAAAGUGACACCAGCUGUCUCCAUAGUUAUGGCAUCCAAAACAGCUGUUCUGUAACCAACAAGAGCUCAAAUACAAGUACAAAUGGUAUCCUGAGAAAGAACAAAUUGAUUCUUUCUUACCCAGGAGCAUCGACCACAACUAAAGACUUCAAGGAACCAGGCAGUCUCAAAGCAAACCCUGAAGAGACCAAGCAGUCCUGUUGCCCUAACCCUGACCCUGACCAGGAACUGUUCCUUAAGUCACACACAGUUUUGAAAACACAGUCAGGUACUCCCAGAAACAGCCCUGAGUCUCUCAACAUUGGUCCAGCAGAGAAAGAUGUUGCUGUUCUGGGUUCCUGCUCCCAGAGUCAGAAUGAAAGAAGAGAGAGUUACAUGGUUAAUGGCAGAUACGUUCCCACCCAGCAAUCCAUCAGACACUGCAAGGGUGAUCACAAAAAUGACAAAAAUGUCAAGGUGAAGAGCACCGUUACUCCGAAGAAGAGUUGGGCCUCUGAACACAAAGAGCCUACAUCAGAGAGAAGAAGAGAUAAAUCUCACCGCAGGCUGAGCUCUAGAAAGUCACAGCAGCUGGAAGAUGGCGGCUCUGCUCACAUUAAGGUUUCCAAGAGAGGGGGCUCCUCCAGAGUGAAACGUUUCCCUCCAUCUAUCCCAGAAGGCCCAGACAGACAUGUUAUGAGCAGCACACUGAACAACGCGUCAUCAUGUGUUUCCAAGCACUGUCACCAUGCAAACCAUGGUAAGCACCUCCUUCAUGGUCACCAUCACUAUUAUGGACGUGACCACGUCGUGGUUGUUGCAAAACCAAAGUAUAAACGGAAUGGUUACCGUCGGUUACGUGCGAUCAUGGAGGUUACAUACGAUGAGGCGUUCAGGCGCACUCAGCGCCGUCAGAGAAAGCAUCUGCUCAGCAACUCUGCAGUCAGCGUCGACCCCCCUGCCAGCCCUCGUCCUUGCGUUGCAGGCAGCGACUCUGAGUAUUCAGCUGAGUGUGCAUCGCUGUUUCACUCCACCAUUGUGGACACUAGUGAGGACGAAAGGUCCAACUACACCACUAACUGCUUCGGAGACAGCGAGUCCAGCCAGGAAGAGAAGGUGGAGGAGAGCACUCCCAACACAAGCGAUACGGAGGAGAGCGGGGGAAGUGGAGCCUGGGACGGGUCACGUGCAGUGGGUAGGGGGUGGGAUCAGUUAAGGUCGGUAGGACAGGAAAUGAUCCCAGCCGAGGCAAAGGCCUUCGUCAAGAUUAAAGCGUCUCGCAACCUGAAAAAGAAGAUCCUCAGGUUCAGGUCUGGUUCUCUUAAAGUCAUGACAACUGUGUGAACUGUACAUUUCAACCAACACUAAACCAUCAUCCAAACCUAGGAUAGAAUCAUCUUGCUCCUGAAUGUUCUGUUUGGGUUUGAUGAACCCAUCUGAGCCAGUUCUCCUCUGUUUCCUCUUUUCAUGGUAUUUACUACGAUGUUCAGAUGCUAAAAACAAAACAUCACAUGGGCUCAUCAAAUGCUUCUGUCUUAAUGAAACUUUGUAUGGAUCAUAUUCAGUUCAUUGUGAAGCUAAAGAUAAUUAUAAGGCAUUAUUGAAUAUCCUGAAGUCACUUUAUAUGAAUCAAAUCAACGUGUCUGCUCCUUUCAUGCAUAGAGGUCACUACAGUGUACAGCUGUUUAAAAGUGUUUUUUCUCUAUAUAUGCCUGCAAUUUUGGGCACUGCUGCAUAGAGUCCACUCUAGUGGAAGCUAUUGCAUCAUCGCAUAAAAACAAAUCCCUUUGGCUGGUCAUUGUAAUGGGAAAAAGUAGUCAGUGAAACCAAGAUUUUCCAACAGUUAGGGAGAAAGACCAAACACCUCGGCUAUUUCAGUUCCUAGCUUCUAUAAAAAGAUACCAUAGCAGGUAAAAAAAAAUAAAAAUAAUAAUUACAUCAAGUAACAUCUAAGGUGACAUAUUAUGUAAAGAUUUUCAAAGUUUUGAUUUUAUAUUUGGAGGAAAUACAGAUUAAUCAUCUGUCCACUCAGUUGUGCAUCAUACAUCACUAGCUAUGUUUCAACUUCAAUGCAAUGUCAAUUUAUACCAACGUUAUUCUAGAAAAUAAUUCAUAUCCUAUAAUGUUUUGGCUGUAAAUCAACUUCUUGAUGUUUUUAUAAUGUAAUUUGAGUUUUUUCUAUAUAUCCUUAUAUUCUGUAGAGCUUAAAAUGACGGCUUCGUUCCACCUCCAGAGACCUGCUCGUUAGGCUGAUUGGUGACUUUAAAUUGACUCUAGGUGUGAGUGUGAUUGGUUGUAUGUCUCAGCGGUAGCCCUGCGAUAGACUGGCGACUUGUCCAGGGUGGAUCCCACCUCUCGCCAGGGGUUUCUCCAGCAACCCCCCGCAGCCCUAGUGAAGGAUUAAGCGGUGGAAGAUGAGAUGAGAUGAAGAGUGUCAGAAAUGUCUGCAAAGCUAAGGAUAACCAGUUUGAGGGAGACCUGCCUCCUUUCUUAGGAGAGAGCAAGAUGAAUGUUGAGGGAGCAGAUGUAAUAGAUUUCUUCGUGCAUUCUUUCAUCCAGGAUAUGAUCGAUGACAUUAUAUACAAUACAAACCUGUCAUGUUUAUGUUUAUGUUUUAUGUACUUUCACAUUUAUCAAUAGAGUUCAAAUAGAGCUCUACAGAGUAGUGGAGGAACCACCAUUCCAACAGAAUACCAUAUUACAACUGUUUACCUAAAUUACAACUAUUCCUAUAUAACUACCAUGUUAUUACAUUGAUGUUUUUUACAGUACAAAAUGCAUGAAGUACACUUGAGUGGACAGAUAAAUAUUUCUUUAUAGGAUAAAGAUUUUUUUCAUCCCUAAGGAUGUAUAAAAACACUGACUGAGUUUAUCAUAAUUCAUGCAUGAAAGGGUUAAAGACAUAUGCACAUUUGUAGAUAACAGCUUUAUCCAUCUGGAUUAAACAGUCUCUGCUUCUUUAAACUGAGAUUCAAAUUUACUGCUUCCCACAAACACAGCAUAAGAUGCUUUGUUUAACGAUAUGAAACUUCUCGCCUCCUGCACUGUCUUGUCUUUUCUGUGCCUUGUCAACACAAACCUGGAAUCAUUGAGCUUCAAAUGAACAGACACGUUGUUGGACACAAAUGAUGCCGGCUUUCAUGACUUCCUCCAGGCUAAAAGAGGAUGUCACUGCUAAAGGUACAGGCCCCAAUAAAAAUAUAAAGAAAUAUAGACUUGAAUAGAAUUGUUCAAGCUUUUGAGAUGAAUACUUGCUGAUUCAUGGUUUAAACUAGUGUUACCCUGAUUACACCCUGUUGCCUCUAAACUCGUCCUUGUCUCAUGUUUGAGGCAAAUUGCCAGUGAUGUUGGGGAUAUUUAUUUGACAGUGUGCAACAUAAAAGCACUGUAAAAACCAAUUCGUUCACGUUCCAAUUUAUACGUUAAUCUCUCAAUCUUCAUAUUGAUUUCACCCUCAAGCAAGUGUGUGCAGACUAUUAUGGGUUAGUCUCAGCACAAGUCGUCAUACAGAUAGUAACUCAGAGUCCCGAAGAGUCUUUCCUUUCAUAAUGUUUGAAGAGACAAGUUCAUACAUCUUAAUUUACACACCUUUACUGUUGAGAAGUUGGAUGCUGAGGCUUUUUUUUUUUUGUGGGAUCAUAUCCUCUUGUCACUGGUCUAGGUGGGUUUUAAAUCCUCCGAGUUUGAAGAGAUUGCCCAAAAAGUUCAACCAGUGUUCCACCAGAAGAGUCCCAGGAAGUUUAUUUUCAAGGACUAAUGUCGAGUAACUUUACAACAAACUGAAGUUUGUUUCAGUUUGUUAAGAUUUUUAUGUAGUUGUGCAACAUCUCAAAAAUAUACAGAUGUGCUAUGUCACAUCUGUGUGCCACUCUGUGACUCCUUAGUUCCACAGUGUUGUGUCAAUGCCCAAAAAACAAAGCUUGAAUUUUGUUUGUAGUUUCAGUUUUUAAGAGUUUUAAUGCUGGAAUCCUGAUAAAGUGUCACCCUUACCCUAACCCUGUCCAGAAAGGUUUGACCCUAAUGUGGGAUAAGACUAUGUCCUAGAGCACCGUUUAAACCCCAGUUCCUCCAAUUGUUGCUGAGAAUGUUGUUUGUCCCAGAAGAAAGCUGUCGUAGUGGAAUCAGCUGAAGUUGGUUUGAGGGUUUAAGCCAAAUCCCGCUGCAGUAAUCUCUUUAUUUUCUGCACUUUGAGACAAACCAUAAGGAAACAGGAUGAAUGGUGCAACACCGUUAAUCUGUUGUUUGUAUGUAGCUUUGUUUUGUAUUAUCAUCACACUUUGCUGCACACCAAACAUCUGUAAAUGCUUCUUUAGAUAGGCUGUUUUGUGAUGAAAGCUUUUUAAAAUGUAUAAAUCUAAUAUAUUUGCUUAGUAUGUAUAGGGAACCACACGUGGUACUAACAAACCCUGAGAUGUCAUUCGAAAUACUCAGCAUUUAGAUGUAUGUGGAAACCAGACUACGGUUUGUGUUUUCCUUUCAGAAUGUAAAGAUUUUGCUUUGUUCCUUUGUCCAUUUUAAAUAAUGUAAAUUAAUGGAAUGUUUAAUGGAUGCUUGCUUAUUUAGAUUAUCAGAUUUUCUGAAAUACUGUUGCAGCCUUGAUGAAAUGUGAUCUGUUUGUCAACUCGAAAGCUUCUGGACUUUCAGGCUACCACCUCCCAAACAGAUCUCAUGCCUGAUAUAUAUACUGUAUAUAAUAUGAUAUAAAUAAGGCCUUCCAUAUAAAAAACAAGAAUUAUCAAUAAUCAUUAAAAUACAGAUUUGUUGUAGAAAUCUUGCCUCAGAGCGGAAUAAAUACCAGCACAAAUUAAUUACUAAUGAUCAUUUCUUCCCAACACGGGACUGAUCAGGACAAAACUGUAAACUAUUAGUUUUUAUGUGAAUUUCAUCUGAAUGAACCAGAGUCUGACCUCCAUCUCCUCAUCUGAAUGUAAUGAUUUUAUACAAGCAGCCUUAAAAUGAGAAUUUCAUUGUUCUUGUCUUUUCUGGUCCAGUUUUCACGUUCCAGCGAUAAAAACGCCUUUAUUAAAAAUAACUUGGUAACUUCCACGAAGCUAUAAAAGUCUCAGAAAACUUUUAUGUUUACUGGCUUUAAAUUUAAAUGUAAGCUUUUUUUUUAAGUAAAAUAAAACUCUUCUCUUAAUGUUUAACAACCGACACCAAACCACCGGUAACAACUUUACUCUGGUCAAAGUUCACCUGUGCAACAGUAAAUGACUGUUACUAAUGUGUGGAUGAUGUUUUGAUGACAACGGUGCAGAACCUUUUUAAGCUUCAUUAAACAUGGACUUUAAUAUUC
Molecule: messenger RNA, 7039 nt
Organism: Mugil cephalus (flathead mullet)
Lineage: Eukaryota; Metazoa; Chordata; Actinopteri; Mugiliformes; Mugilidae
Gene: dact1
Product: dishevelled-binding antagonist of beta-catenin 1
Exons: 4
Coding region: 622-3087 (821 amino acids)
Biological process (GO): negative regulation of JNK cascade; regulation of Wnt signaling pathway, planar cell polarity pathway; negative regulation of canonical Wnt signaling pathway
Cellular component (GO): cytoplasm
Source: RefSeq, a predicted model, not a curated record